This is a messenger RNA of Paramormyrops kingsleyae, 2279 nucleotides long. RefSeq names its product muscarinic acetylcholine receptor M4-like. Gene Ontology annotation, cellular component: plasma membrane; synapse; dendrite. Gene Ontology annotation, biological process: regulation of locomotion; adenylate cyclase-inhibiting G protein-coupled acetylcholine receptor signaling pathway; chemical synaptic transmission. Lineage: Eukaryota; Metazoa; Chordata; Actinopteri; Osteoglossiformes; Mormyridae. Gene Ontology annotation, molecular function: G protein-coupled acetylcholine receptor activity; G protein-coupled serotonin receptor activity. The record is from RefSeq and is a predicted model, not a curated record.
GGACCACAUCUGGCUCAAACUGACCUGCCUUCUUCUUAAAAGAAGUUGGUGCUUCGUUCAAGGGGUUAUCCGUCACCUGUAUUUGAUAUUGUUACUGACAAGAUCAUAAUUAUUCACUUUAAAACACCAGAGGCAAUUUUUAGGAUAGGAUUUUGAAAGCAGCUACUUCUUGGUUAAUCGACUAAAAUGCAACAUGAGUGAUAACAACACAGAAACCUACUGGAUUUCACCUUGGAACUUAAAUGGUUCCAUAUUCAAUGUAUCCAACAACAAUUAUUCUUCAAACAUCACAAUGGAAAAGAUGUCAUGGAGUUCCUACAGGACAAUGGAGAUGAUCUUCAUCGCUUUGGUGACAGGGUCCUUAAGCUUUGUCACAGUAGUGGGCAACAUCUUAGUGAUGCUGUCUAUCAAAGUAAACCGCCACCUUCAGACUGUGAAUAAUUACUUCCUUUUCAGCUUGGCAUGUGCGGACCUUAUCAUCGGGGUCUUUUCCAUGAACCUCUACACUGUAUACAUCAUCAAGGGCUAUUGGCCCCUGGGGCCUGUGGUUUGUGACCUCUGGCUGGCCUUGGAUUAUGUGGUCAGCAACGCUUCAGUCAUGAAUCUGCUGAUUAUCAGUUUUGACCGGUAUUUUUGUGUGACCAAGCCACUUACUUACCCAACAAAAAGGACAACAAAGAUGGCGGGCCUGAUGAUCGCUGCAGCUUGGAUCCUGUCCUUCAUCCUCUGGGCUCCUGCUAUCUUGUUCUGGCAGUUCAUUGUUGGGGAGCGCACAGUUGAUCCCAGGGAGUGUUAUAUCCAGUUCCUCUCCAACCCUGUUGUUACCUUUGGCACAGCUAUUGCCGCCUUCUACCUGCCUGUCAUCAUCAUGACUAUCCUUUACAUCCACAUCUCACUGGCUAGUCGCAGUAGGCUGAAGAAUCCAAAGGCUGAACCCAAGAAGGAGAAGGCCUUUAAGUCCACCAGCCUACUCAAAACCCACAUACUAAAACAGAACAAUUACUUCUCCAAGACUAGUACUGAAUCAAGUACCACCAAGGUGGUAAAAAAUGGCAAACUGAAUGAGUCUGUGUGCAUCAAAACCAAUUCUACCAUGCAGCCUGAGGGGAAGGAGAGCUCCAAUUACUCCAGCAUGGAUAACAUGGCGCCAAAGGAUAUCAAACAGAAGGUUCACAAUGAGGUUUUGCCCAAGGAUCUUGCUCCUACCUCAACCAUCACACCAUCACCAGUGCCUCAUAAAAUAAAUCCUGCCUCCAAGUGGUCAAAGAUCAAGAUAGUCACCAAGCAGACAGGGAACGAAUGUAUCACUGCCAUUGAGAUAGUACCUCCCCACAGCUCUGAAAACAGUUCCAUCCCUGUCAAUCGUCCCAGAACAGUUGCCAGGAAAUUUGCCAGCAUUGCUAGGAGCCAAGUCAAACGAAAGCGGCAGAUGGCAGCCAGGGAAAAGAAGGUAACUAAGACCAUUUUUGCUAUUCUGCUGGCUUUCAUUAUCACAUGGACACCAUACAACGUUAUGGUUCUCAUCAGCACCUUCUGCCAUUCCUGUGUUCCCGAUACUGUGUGGGCUAUAGGCUACUGGCUCUGCUACGUCAACAGCACCAUCAAUCCUGCAUGCUAUGCACUCUGUAAUGCCACCUUCAAAAAGACCUUCAAAAACCUCCUGAUGUGUCAGUAUAAAAACAUUGGCACAAGAUAAACUGAAGGAGGAUCGUUUGAUCAGGCUGGACGCAGUUAUUGGUUUUGUGCUAUGCUCAAAUCCACCCAGAAGUGGAUCUAAUUGUCAACUAGAAAUUCUGGAGGUCAUUGGGCCCCAAAGUGAACCAUGGGAUUAGUUGUAGUUAGACAUUUUGGAAAUGUCCUGUGGUUACUUCCAGAGCCCCAGAAAUGUAACCACCGUUGUUGGAUUACUGAGUAAGCAUGUAUAAUAAUGUUACAAAUACCAGAAACAAAGCACAGUCAAGUAAUGGGAAGAAUUCAAGUGAGAGCCAAGUGAAGUAUCAUAAUAACACGACUUUCUGUGAGUCAUUAGCUUUAAAUGGGAAUGAUGCAAAGCAGGAGACAUUAUAUGGAUUUAUUGUAUGGAUCUAUUCCCAUAAUCCUCUGUGCCACAGAACUCAAUAAAAAGAAUGAAUUGUGUGUAAUGAACAAUCAAUUUUUCCAAUAUGUUCUGCUUAUUUAUUCCAUUUUAGGAAAUUGUUUUACAGGAAUAUUCUUUUUAUGACAUAAUCAGUUAAAAAGGGAAGGGAAUCCUUAGUUCUGUCAGAUCUAUUCAUUUAGUG